AGGUGAGCAAGCUCUUGCCAGGUUAUCCCGAAUGAUACGGGGCAUUGGUGAUCCUUUGUUAGCUGCAUAUGCACGGAUGUAUGUCUGCAAAGUUGGUUCUGAGGUAGCACCUAAUCUCACUCAGUACAUGUCAGAAGGUGUCGAAGAUUUUCUUCAAACUCUGAAACAGGGUUUGUGGCCAGAGGGAGAAGCUGAUGUAAACAUGGGAGAAGACAAGGAUACCUUGGCUGCUCGUGUCCUGUCACCACCUUUGGAAUGGAUGAUGCAGUGCUUAGCUCAGAGAGCUCCUCAUCAUGUGUUACAGAGUGUGUUGCGUCAGUGUGAAGGAGGAGAAGGACUAGGACAGAAUCUGCUUGUUGCAGCUGUUCUCAUUACAUUCCCACAUCACUUCAUUGCUCAGAAUGCCAUUGCCCUCACACAUCUUAUUGCAGGGUGCUCACACCCAGGCAAAGCACAGCAUGAAUUGCUGUGUGACUUGGGAAGAUGUGUGAAUCAAGCUGCUCCAUCCCAGCAUCAGCAGCUGCCCUUACUGAAUGCUGUUUGGAAAUUUGUCACAAAAAUACCAGAUGUAAAAGAUUACUUAUCUACUGCUGGAAUUUGGCUUGAGUUUACUGCAAAACAUUUUACGCCAUCUAACACAUUUUACCCUAAUGUUUAA
Molecule: messenger RNA, 658 nt
Organism: Penaeus vannamei (Pacific white shrimp)
Lineage: Eukaryota; Metazoa; Arthropoda; Malacostraca; Decapoda; Penaeidae
Source: RefSeq, a predicted model, not a curated record